CACAGAUAACACCAGGGCAGUUGUUGCUUUUAACCAUGACAGCACAGAUUUUAAAAUAAGCAAAAGGACAUGUUCAAACGGCAUCAGAAGAUACAUCUUACUAAAAAAAAAAUGAGAACAACGUGCCAUAACAAGAUUAGGUUUCAAAGAUAAACACUGAGCUGUCUCCAGGUAUUUCAGCAGCUACUCCUUUUGAUUUCUGUGGCCAAUUUGUCUUUAAUGUGCCUUUAAUAUCACUCAAGUGGUCCGCCCCGUUGGUCUGCCGCCUAUCUCUUAUUCCAUCUUUUCUACUGAACACCUGUUGAAAGGUGACAUGAGAAGCUAUUAUUUUUGUGGUGAUUAAAGGAAAGUGAUCGGAGCAUGAAAGAGAACCCAGGCUGUCGCAAGAAGGACCAGCUCUUUUGCUUCUAGUUGUUCCUGGAACUACGGAAGGCAGUAUUUUGCCACCUUAAACAAAACUUUAGUUUGUUUUUGAAUUUCUCUCCUGUCUGUGAGUGGCUUUCUGUACUAUUUUGCCAUGCUGCAGCAAAUUCUACGGGAUAUGUACAUCGAUCCGGAAUUGCUGGCUGAACUAAAUGAAGAACAGAAGCAUGUCCUCUUCUAUAAGAUGAGGGAAGAGCAGGUUAGGAGAUGGAAGGAGAGGGAGGAGAGAGUCAACGGUGACAAAGCCUUGCUGAAGAGAACAGUGAGACUUCAACAGAAUAAACAUGUGCAGUGGCUCCGUGGGACCGAUGGUGAGGUCUGGGUUUGGAUUAUGGGUGAAGCUGCUGGAGACAAACCUUAUGAACAGAUUUCAGAAGAACUUAUUGCAGAGAGAGCCAGACAACAAGCUCAGAAAGAAGCUGAAGAAUUAUGGAAAGAAAAGGAAGCUGAAAUUACAAAGAAGUUCCGCGAUGCAAUGGCAAAUGAGAAAGCUCGAAUACUAGCAGAGAAAUGGAAAAUAGAGACAGAAGAUCGCAAAGCAGCCAAAUUGAUGGAGGAGAAAUUCCAAGAAGAAUUAAAGAAAAGAGAGGAGGAAGAGAGGCAAAAAGGUGAAGCACAGAUACGACAACAAGAGGAACGCAGAGCACAUGAGCUGUACCUGAGCCUCAAACAAGCCCAGCAGUGUAGCCAACACAAUGAAAAAGAGGACCAUGAAUGGGAAGAACAGCUACGUCGCUCCAAAGCUGCUGACGAAGAAAGGAGCCACAAAGCACGUCGAGCACGGGAUGAAUAUCGGCGCCAAUCUUUGAGGGCCAUCCAAAAAGGAAAAGUGGCUGGUUUGAGUAACCUGUUCCAGGCGGCUGGUCUGAACAGAGAGCAAGAGGCAAAACUGACCAGUGCUGGUCCUAUUUCAUCUCUGACCACAAUUGUACCAACCAGACUUCCCAACCUGAAUUCUGGCCAUGGGGAGACACUACUGUGCAGAGCUGCUUCCUACUGUGGCAAGAUCUCACAGAGCAAAGCUUGGGAACGACCCCCCAGACCUUUCUCCAGAGAAGUCAUAAUUCAGUGGUUCAGAGAAGAGCAGCUUCCACGUCGGGCUGGAUUUGAAAGGAACUCCAAUACUAUUGCACCCUGGUUUCAUGGAAUUAUUAGUCGCCAAGAGGCAGAAGAGCUGCUGAUGAAUAAGUCUGAAGGAGCUUUCCUAGUGCGGGUCAGUGAGAAAAUCUGGGGAUAUGCACUUUCCUAUCGGCAUCAGAGUGGUUUCAAACACUUUCUGGUGGAUGCUUCUGGAGAUUUCUACAGCUUCUUAGGGGUGGAUCCCAACCGGCAUGCAACACUCACAGACCUCAUUGAUUUCCACAAGGAAGAAAUAAUCACAUCUUCUGGUGGAGAGCUGCUACUGGAACCUUGCGGACAGAAAAAGAAUCCACCCGACUAUAUCCCCUUAUUUGAAUGACACGAGUAUUUUUUCCACUUUUGGACUACAGUAACUAUUUUAGAAGAGCAGAAAUAUUCAGUGAAAGAACUUGAGAAACAAGUGUCCAGCUUAUGAUCAGCAAAUAUGAAUGAGCUAAAAGUUUUAGGCAGAUUAUUGAGUUUUUAAUUAUAAGAGAGAUAUGCCAUUAGUAAGAAAUGCAAAGUGAAGAAUAUAAAGGAUAAUUACUUCAAAAUAUAGUUAAUGUGCUGAUCAAAAACCAGCAUUUUCAAUGUGUUCAGUAAUAUCAAUAGGAAAAAAUAUGAUAGGUAAUGGUUCUAGUACUAGCAUACACUGAUUUUUGAAAUUCUCAGAGUUAUAGUAUUUGAGAAGCAUGUAAUUUGUGGUAUGGGAAUGUAGCAAUAGGUGCUUUCUGAGCAGUAAAUUACAGGUUUUAUAUCCAUAUGUCUGUUUACUUAAACCAGUGCCUCUCACAAUUAUUUAAAAACUUGAAGGGGAGGACUACAUUUUUGAAUGAAACAGGCACAUGACUAAAGAAAACAGAAUUGAUAUUGAACUCCCCACCCCCGCCCAAUGUCUCAACUUUGUUCUUGUAUGCUUUUAUCCCAAGCAACCACUGGCUGAAAAUACCUAGUCAUUGAAAAUAAAUGUACUUCUUGGAGAGAGGGUGGCAAUUAAAUGCAAAGUUAAGCCAAGGCUUUUCCUCCACCGGUGUCGUCUUUGUGCCCCAGAAAACCCCUUCCACUCCCCAUCCAAUUUAAUUAAAUUUACAUAUAAUUAAAUGGCGCUCAUCCUUUUGCAAUUUAAACAUAGCCAGUAAACUGAGAGGGCACUGCAGUUUCUGUAUUUUUAAAAUCAUUAAUGGAGGUGUAAUGAACUUGAGGUCAGAAGUGGGCAAUGUGUGGGUCCCAGGAAUUUUUUUGUGGCUUCCAACUCCUCCUUCAGACUCUCCACUUGCCAAGUGAAACAAAACAAAAAUGGAAAAAAUUGCAUUCAUAGAUAACACCAUAAGUGACAGCUUAUCUUUCAAAUUGGUUGCAAGCUCUCCCUGCCAUUCUAUUGACUAUUGGUCAUGUCAGGAGUCACUCCUGUUGUGAGAGUCGCUCCUGUUGCGUAUUGACUAUGAAAAACAGCCAUCUUUCAGAACCAGAUAUGGACUCUUGUCCACUUCAACGUUUUUGCUUUUGGGCAUUUUUUUUUUGCAUUCAGGAAUUCCAGAGCAGAAAACUGUUCUCCAGACCCACUAUCAUUUCUCAGCCCUUUCUCACAUUUUCACUUUCUUACACUUAUUGCUCACUGUUCCAUUAUGAAGAAGGUUUUUCUUUGGUAUCCUUAACUGUAUGUCAGAUUGAAUCAUUAAUAUAGAAAUAUAUUUCCUGCGUCUGGCAAAUAUCAAGGGAUAUAAACAUGCACCAACUUCUCACUUGCGCUCGUUACCAACUUUUUAUAAGGGACAAUAAAUACAGGUGAGACACUGAAA
Molecule: messenger RNA, 3341 nt
Organism: Anolis sagrei ordinatus
Lineage: Eukaryota; Metazoa; Chordata; Lepidosauria; Squamata; Anolidae
Gene: SH2D4B
Product: SH2 domain containing 4B
Cellular component (GO): cytoplasm
Source: RefSeq, a predicted model, not a curated record